CAGCAGCAAUAGGAGCGGCGGAGGCAUCAGACUGGGAUUGGCAGUGACAGGCCAGAAGAAGCAGUAACAGCUUUAAUGUCCCAGCGCACAGGAAGCCAGUGAGAGCAUCGCCAAUCCAGGUCCAGGACAUGGCGGGAGCCUCAGUGAAGGUUGCGGUCAGAGUGCGGCCGUUCAACUCGCGAGAAAUUGGGAAGGAUUCAAAAUGCAUCAUCCAGAUGUCUGGGAAUACAACCACAAUCAUCAACCCCAAACAGCCGAAAGAGACUCCCAAAAGCUUCAGCUUUGACUAUUCCUACUGGUCCCACACUUCAGAAGAGGACAGUCAGUAUGCGGGCCAGCAGCAGGUGUAUUGUGACAUUGGGGAAGAGAUGCUGCUUCACGCAUUUGAAGGAUACAACGUCUGCAUCUUUGCCUAUGGACAGACUGGGGCUGGUAAAUCCUACACUAUGAUGGGCAAACAGGAGCCAUCCCAACAAGGAAUUAUACCCCAGCUGUGCGAAGAUCUUUUCUCUCGAAUCAGUGACACAACCAAUGACAACAUGUCUUACUCUGUAGAGGUCAGUUAUAUGGAAAUAUACUGUGAGCGAGUUAGAGACUUGCUGAACCCCAAAAACAAGGGGAACCUGCGAGUGCGUGAACACCCCCUUCUGGGACCCUAUGUGGAAGAUCUUUCGAAACUUGCCGUCACUUCUUACCAGGAUAUUCAGGAUCUCAUGGACUCUGGUAACAAGGCCAGGACUGUUGCUGCUACCAACAUGAAUGAAACAAGCAGUCGAUCCCAUGCUGUCUUCAACAUUAUCUUUACCCAGCGCAGACACGAUGCUGAUACCGAGAACACAACAGAGAAGGUCAGUAAAAUAAGCCUCGUAGAUCUUGCUGGAAGUGAAAGAGCUGAUUCUACAGGUGCAAAGGGUACAAGAUUAAAGGAAGGUGCAAACAUCAACAAAUCUCUCACUACCCUUGGAAAAGUGAUCUCUGCUCUUGCUGAAAUGGACUCUGGAACCAAUAAGAACAAAAAGAAGAAGAAAAAUGAUUUUGUUCCCUACCGAGAUUCAGUGCUCACUUGGCUCCUGAGAGAGAAUUUAGGUGGGAACUCUCGCACAGCCAUGGUUGCUGCACUGAGCCCAGCAGAUAUCAAUUAUGAUGAAACCCUCAGCACUUUAAGAUAUGCUGACCGUGCCAAACAGAUUAGAUGCAAUGCUGUUAUAAAUGAGGAUCCAAAUAACCGUCUGAUCCGUGAGCUGAAAGAUGAGGUGUCACGACUGAGGGAGCUCUUGGGUGCACAAGGAUUGUCUGAUAUUAUUGACAAUGUUUGUCCUGUGGAUAAUGGGAAUGUGCUACAUACACGUCACGCUCCUGACAAUCUCUUCACAGCCGUUAAUGCCCUGACUGGUAUGAGUCCUUCGUCUUCCAUGUCUGGUUUGUCCAGCCGAGCUGCAUCUGUCACUAGCCUACAUGAGCGCCUGGCAUUCACACCUGGCAGUGAAGAAGCCAUUGAGAGACUCAAGGAGACUGAAAAGAUUAUAGCAGAGUUGAAUGAGACUUGGGAGGAAAAGCUGCGCAGGACUGAAGCUAUACGCAUGGACAGAGAAGCUUUGCUGGCAGAGAUGGGAGUAGCUAUGAGAGAAGAUGGAGGAACACUUGGAGUCUUUUCACCUAAAAAGACUCCUCACCUUGUGAACCUUAAUGAAGAUCCUCUGAUGUCUGAGUGUCUAUUAUAUUACAUUAAAGAUGGUAUUACCAGAGUUGGGCGUGAGCAUGCAACAUUGAGGCAGGACAUUGUGCUGAGUGGCCACUUCAUUCGUGAUGAGCAUUGUAUUUUCCGGAGUGAUAUAUUGAGCUGUGGAUCAGUGGUGGUGACUCUUGAGCCCUGUGAUGGAGCCGACACAUAUGUAAAUGGGAAGAAGUUGACAGAGUCAUGUACUCUGAGAUCUGGAAACAGAAUCAUUAUGGGUAAGAGCCACGUAUUCCGUUUCACCCACCCUGAGCAAGCUCGCCAGGAAAGGGAGCGCACGCCUUGUGCCGAGACCCCAUCUGAACCUGUGGACUGGGCAUUUGCUCAAAGAGAGCUCCUCGAGAAGCAGGGAAUUGAUAUGAAACAAGAGAUGGAACAGAGGCUCCAAGAACUGGAGGAUCAAUACAGAAAAGAACGUGAGGAAGCUAAUUACCUUCUGGAACAGCAGAGACUGGACUAUGAAAGCAGACUAGAAGCAUUACAGCGACAGAUGGAAUCUAGAUAUUUCACUGAAGUUACUGAGGAAGAGGAGGAACCUGAAGAUGAAGUUCAAUGGACAGAACAGGAAUAUGAUCUGGCAUUAUGGGCUUUUCGAAAGUGGAAGUGGUACCAGUUUACAUCACUUCGAGAUCAACUUUGGGGAAAUGCCAUCUUUCUUAAAGAAGCCAAUGCUAUCAGCGUGGAAUUAAAGAAAAAGGUACAAUUCCAGUUUGUUCUGCUGACAGACACUCUGUAUUCUCCUCUACCUCCGGACCUGCUCCCGCCUGAUGCCCAUACUGAACGAGAAAAGCGCCCCUUCCCUAGAACCAUUGUUGCGGUUGAGGUUCAGGAUCAGAAAAAUGGUGCAACUCACUACUGGACCCUAGAAAAACUCAGGCAGCGUCUGGACAUGAUGAGGGAGAUGUAUGACCGGGCCGCAGAGCUUCCUUCUGGUCUCACGGAGGACUGUGAUAAUGUGGUGACUGGAGGAGAUCCUUUUUAUGACCGUUUCCCUUGGUUUCGACUAGUGGGAAGCUCUCCCCUAUUCACCACAUGCAUGAGCGAGAGCAUGGCCGAAAUUACUCCCUCCCCCACUCUAUCAAGCUCCGGCUCCGAAGGCCAGCUUGAAGAGGAUAUUUUUCAGGAUGAUGAGGAAGAGGAAGAUGGACCCCAGGAGCAUCCUUGCUGUGCUGUCAGAUCAGACCCGUUUCACGACCGAUUCCCCCUGUUCAGUGUAGUGGGAAGGGCUUUUGUGUACCUGAGUAAUUUGCUGUACUCUGUUCCAUUGGUCCACCGAGUUGCCAUUGUCAGUGAGAAGGGAGAAGUGAAAGGAUUUCUUCGUGUUGCUGUUCAGGCCAUAUCAGCUGACGAGGAAGCUCCCGAUUAUGGUUCUGGAGUCCGUCAGUCUGGCACAGCUAAAAUAUCCUUUGAUGAUCAACAUUUUCAAAAGUUCCAGGCUGAAAGCUGCCCAGGAAUGACACGCUCAGGCACUUCGCAAGAGGAGCUUCGUAUUGUCGAGGGAGGACAAGGACAAAAUCCAGACUCAUGUCCUUCUGCUGAUGAAGUCAACAACAACACCUGUGCAGCUUCUCUGCCGCCUUCCUUGCUGGAUAGCCCUACAAAGGCACAAUUUGACCUCUCAGAUACUAUGGGCCACCCUCUCAAACUGGGCAGCAUCUUCACAUUCAGAGUGACUGUCUUGCAGGCAUCGAGUAUACCUCCAGAAUAUGCUGACAUAUUCUGCCAAUUCAAUUUCAUUCAUCGCCAUGAUGAGGCCUUUUCCACUGAACCAUUAAAAAACACUGGCCGAGGGCCACCAUUGGGCUUCUACCAUGUGCAGAAUAUUGCUGUGGAGGUCACACAGUCUUUCGUGGAAUAUGUGAAGAGUCAACCAAUUGUGUUUGAAGUGUUUGGACAUUAUCAGCAGCAUCCUUUCCCUCCUUUGUGCAAAGACGUCCUGAGCCCUCUCCGCUCUUCUAGACGUCUGCUUCCAAGGGUCAUGCCUCUGUCCAAACCAGUUCCUGCCACAAAGUUGAGCAGACAGCGUGUCCCCAGUGUUGGUCCUUGUCACUGCAAGUAUGACCUGAUGGCUUACUUCCAGAUCUGUGAACUUGAAGCUAAUGGAGAUUACAUACCGGUAUCAAUAGAUCAUGGAGUUGGCUUGCCUUGCCACGGGACAUUUCUUCUUCACCAGGGUAUCCAAAGACGCAUUUCAGUGACACUGGUGCAUGAAGCUGGCGCUGAGCUGAAGUGGCUGGAAGUGCGAGAGCUGGUUGUGGGUCGCAUCCGGAACACUCCAGAGGCGGAUGAGUCUCUUAUUGACCCCAACAUUUUGUCACUGAAUAUCCUAUCUGCGGGGUAUCGGCCCCCUGAAGGAGGUGAUCGGCAGUUUCUUGAUUCUGACACUCCUAGCUGCCAAUCCGGGAGGGGCACCAGGACAUUCUAUCACUUUGAGGUGGCCUGGGACAGCUCUAUGCACAACUCUUUGUUGCUGAAUCGUGUCACUCCAUACAGAGAGAAGAUCUACAUGACUUUGUCUGCCUAUGUGGAGAUGGAAAAUUGUACACAGCCUGCUGUGAUCACAAAAGACUUCUGCAUGGUUUUCUAUUCUCGAGAUGCCAAACUCCCAGCAUGCCGGUCCAUUCGGAACCUAUUUGGAACUGGCAGCUUACGAGCCUCUGAAAGAUUCUCCUAUAACUUAUUGCAUUACUGUACUCGGCUAACAUGCAUGCUUAUGAAUAUGAGAGGCAAGGUGGGAUAUGCACCAAGUAAUCGUGUGACAGGAGUUUAUGAGCUGAGCCUGUGUCGUGUUGCAGAAGCCAGUAGUCCAGGGAUGCAGCGGAGACGGAGACGUGUGUUAGACACCUCAGUAGCAUAUGUACGAGGGGAGGAAAACCUGGCAGGGUGGAGGCCACGGAGUGACAGCCUUAUCCUUGACCAUCAGUGGGAACUGGAGAAACUCAGCUUGCUUCAAGAGGUGGAGAAAACUCGGCAUUACCUGCUGCUGAGAGAGAAACUGGAAGCCACUCUCAGGGGAGCCACAGAACUUCUCACUCCUUCCCCAACUGAGGAGAUGCUGCCUUUCAGCCCAACAAGUCAGCCAAUUCAGCUCACAGAGGUUGGAUCCCCCCGUGCAGAAGAGAACCCCCUAGAAACUGCCAGCGAAAGGCAGAAAGAGCUGGCUGCUAAGUGUCUUCGCCUGCUCACCCACACCUUCAACAGAGAGUACAGUUACAGUCAUGUAUGCGUGAGUGCCAGCGAGAGCAAGCUGUCAGAAAUGUCAGUUACACUUUUACGGGACCCUUCACUGUCUGGCUUAGGGGUCAACUCCCUCACACCAUCCAGCACCUGCCCUUCCCUAGUAGAAGGACGUUACUACAGUCCUGAGGCUAGCCCACAACCUAUCUCCUGCGCAUUCAGCCCUGAGCGAGACCUGCUGAGCCCAGCUGGAGACCUCCUGAAAUCUCCCAGUGGUGAACUGAAGACUCCCACUUUAAAACUCUUUGCACCUGAAAUACAAGAGGUCAGAGUUAGUCCAAUUGUCUCUAGGAAGGGAUACCUACACUUUCUGGAGCCACAUACCGGAGGCUGGGUGAAGAGAUAUGUAGUAGUCAGACGACCCUAUGUCUAUAUUUACAAUAACGAUCGGGACCCAGUGGAGAGAGCCAUCCUCAACCUCUCCCAGGCCCAUGUUGAGUAUAGUGAGGACCAACAAGCUAUGCUGAAGACCCCCAACACAUUUGCAGUAUGCACCCAGCACCGCGGCAUCCUGCUGCAGGCCAGCAACGACAAAGACAUGCAUGACUGGCUCUACGCCUUUAACCCUCUCCUGGCUGGCUCCAUCCGGUCCAAACUAUCCAGGCGCAGAUCAGCCCAAAUGAGAAUUUAAUGGGAUCCUUGCUCUUCUUCCCAUUUCAUUGCCAGGUUACACCUUCAGUUCAAAUCACAAACCUGCAAACAACAGCCUGGCUCCUCUUGGCUUGGUGCUGUCACUCAGCAGGGGUUUUACUUUAGAGCUGUCCUUGAAGAUUCCCCUUUAUCUCACUGUGCUGCACUUUCCCUCUGCUACAAAAGAAUUGUAUUCUCUCUUCCUGACUUUAUAUUCAAUCCACAACACUUGGUAGAGCAGAGGAGAGUCUUUUUCUGAUGAAGAGAAGUGAACCUUGGUUGGGUUAAUUAAUAUAUCUUAGAAUACACCCAGAAGUGUAUAAGGGGUAAAUGAAGGAGAGUGCUGCUUUGCUUGUCUGAAAAGAAAGUGGAGUUUUAGUAAUGGAAGCUAAUAUCUGUGGCAGUGAUAAAUGUGGAUGCAAUGCUCUGCAUGUCUCUAGAGGGAUAUGAAACAGCCAGGCUCAAUCAAUGAUAUUACCCAUUAAUGUAAAACCAUUUCCUUGCACAAAUUUUCCACUUCAUGUCACACACAUGGGCACUCUUCCUAAAUACGAAUAUAUCUUUCUUCUAUAGUUUCUGUCACCUUUAGCCACAUUAUCCAGUCUGAGAAAACAGGAGUUCAUGUAUUAAUGGGCACUUCUUGGAUAUUAUUGGAGCACUAGAUAUUUGUGUAUGUAACUUUCACUAACCUACAGUCAGAACCAUCAUCACAGAAACAUUUUGCCAGUAUUGGGUCCCCUAUUACUCACCAGACUGUUCUAUUUCCAGGACCUCCAGUCUGACUGGGCCCCAGACAACCAUAUGUCCCCAUAGCAGAUUAAUAUAAUUAUUAUUUACAAAUAUUGACAGCAGACAUCAAGAACAUAGGUCAUUAAAUCAGUCUGGGACUGAAGGACUCAUUUAUAAACACUGGGCAAAUCUGCACCUGGGUAGUAACCCAGGGCAACCAAUUAAAUGUUUGCUUUCA
Molecule: messenger RNA, 6569 nt
Organism: Xenopus laevis (African clawed frog)
Lineage: Eukaryota; Metazoa; Chordata; Amphibia; Anura; Pipidae
Gene: kif1a.L
Product: kinesin family member 1A L homeolog
Exons: 51
Coding region: 129-5603 (1824 amino acids)
Biological process (GO): microtubule-based movement; transport along microtubule
Cellular component (GO): synapse; cytoskeleton; transport vesicle membrane
Molecular function (GO): nucleotide binding; microtubule motor activity; plus-end-directed microtubule motor activity
Source: RefSeq, a predicted model, not a curated record